AGCAGACCGGAGCUGAGGGUACGGUGGCUGAGGAGGCCGUCCCACGCCGCGGUCGGUAGCUCGGCGGAGCCCCCCGCACCCACCUCUCUCCUCCCUACUUCUUCUCCCUCCGUGCUGCCCGGGCAGCGCGGGCCGAAGCCAGGUGGAGCCAUGUCGCUUCUCCAGUCCGCCCUGGACUUCCUGGCGGGCCCCGGCACCCUGGGGGCCGCCAGCCGCGAUCAGAACGACUUCGUAGGGCAGACAGUGGAGAUGGGCGAGAUGAAGCUGCGCAUCAGGCGGAUCAUCGCGGAGGGUGGUUUUGCGUUUGUCUAUGAAGCUCAAGAUCUUGGAAGUGGCAAAGAUUACGCUUUAAAGCGGUUGUUAUCCAAUGAGGAAGAAAAGAACAAAGCUAUCAUUCAGGAAGUUUGUUUUAUGAAAAAACUUUCAGGUCACCCCAACAUUGUCCAGUUCUGCUCUGCUGCAUCUAUAGGGAAAGAAGAAUCAGACACAGGACAAGGAGAGUUCCUUCUGCUUACAGAAUUGUGUAAAGGACAACUGGUGGAAUUCUUAAAGAAAGUGGAACCCAAAGGGCCAAUCUCCUGUGACACAGUUCUGAAGAUCUUUUAUCAGACCUGCCGAGCAGUGCAGCAUAUGCAUAAACAGAAGCCACCUAUUAUCCAUAGAGAUUUAAAGGUGGAGAACUUGCUUAUUAGUAACCAAGGAACGAUUAAACUUUGUGACUUUGGUAGUGCUACAACAGUAGCUUAUUAUCCUGACUACAGCUGGUCUGCACAAAAGAGAGCACUGGUUGAAGAAGAGAUCACCAGGAAUACAACACCGAUGUACAGGACACCAGAGAUGAUAGAUUUAUAUUCUAAUUUUCCAAUCAGUGAAAAGCAGGACAUUUGGGCUUUGGGCUGUAUCCUGUACCUGCUAUGUUUUAGACAACAUCCCUUUGAAGAUGGAGCUAAACUUCGCAUAGUCAAUGGAAAAUAUGCCAUUCCACAGAAUGACACCCGCUACUCUGUAUUUCAUGAUCUCAUCCGCUCCACUUUGAAGGUGAACCCAGAGGAGAGAUUGUCAAUCACUGAACUUGUGAAUCAGCUGCAGGAGAUUGCAGCAGCUAGGAAUGUGAAUCCUAAAUCCCCCAUCACGGAGCUCUUGGAACAAAAUGGAGGCUAUGGAAACAAUGCUCAGCCUCGAAUAUCUGUGACCUCUGUUUCACAGAGCUCCAAGCCUGCAGGACAGCUCAACAAUAUGUACAAUGCAGGCUUGACCGUUGCGGAAUGUGACCAGACUUAUGGAGGGUUCUUCGAUAUUCUGAGGGGUGGAACAGAGCGAUUUUUCACUAAUAUUAAGGAUACAUCUUCUAAAGUUAUCCAGUCUGUGGCCAAUUAUGCGAAAGGAGACUUGGAUAUAUCAUACAUCACUUCAAGAAUUGCAGUGAUGUCCUUUCCAGCAGAAGGUGUAGAAUCUGCCAUCAAAAAUAACAUAGAAGAUGUACGGUUAUGUCUGGACUCCAAACAUCCUGGGCACUAUGCUGUGUAUAAUCUUUCUCCAAGGACAUACAGACCUUCACGAUUCCAUAAUAGAGUUUCUGAAUGUGGCUGGCCAGCAAGACGAGCGCCAAAUCUGCAGAAUCUUUACAGUAUAUGCAAGAACAUGCAUUUAUGGCUGAAACAGGACCAGAAAAAUGUUUGCAUUGUGCACUGCCUAGAUGGAAGAGCAGCAUCUGCUGUUGUAGUUUGUUCUUUUCUGUGUUUCUGUCGUCUCUUCACUACUGCUGAGGCUGCAGUUUAUAUGUUCAGUAUGAAACGCUGUCCUCCUGGCAUAUGGCCUUCUCAUAAAAGAUACAUUGAAUACAUGUGUGACAUGAUGGCUGAAGAGCCCAUUAUUCCUCACAGCAAGCCAAUCCUGGUCAGAUCCAUCAUUAUGACUCCAGUUCCUCUUUUCAGUAAGCAGCGCAAUGGCUGCAGGCCUUUUUGUGAAGUUUAUGUAGGGGAUGAGAGAGUAACCACUACCUCCCAGGAGUAUGACAAAAUGAAGGAGUUUAAAAUUGAAGACGGGAAAGCUGUAAUUCCAUUGGGUAUAACAGUACAAGGAGAUGUUCUCAUUGUUAUCUAUCAUGCGAGGUCAACACUGGGAGGACGACUACAAGCCAAGAUGGCUUCUAUGAAGAUGUUUCAGAUUCAGUUCCACACAGGUUUUGUGCCCCGAAAUGCCACCACAGUGAAAUUUGCAAAGUAUGAUCUGGAUGCCUGUGACAUUCAAGAAAAAUAUCCUGAUUUAUUUCAAGUCAAUCUGGAAGUGGAGGUGGAGCCCAAAGAUAGGCCUAGCUGUGAGCAGCUGCCAUGGGAUAACAUGAAUAUAAAGGGACUGAAUCCCAAGAUCCUUUUCUCCACUCGAGAGGAACAACAGGAAAUUUUAUCAAAAUUUGGGAAACCGGAGCUACCAAGGCAGCCAGGUUCAACUGCGCAGUAUGAAGCAGAAGCAUCCCAGCUGGAUCUGUCCUCAGAAAGUGCCCCAACUGAGACAGAAUCCCCACACAGCAGUGGUACUGAUGCAAAUAACUUCUUUCAUUCUCUGGAAUGGAAAGAAGGAAAAAGUCCAGAAAGUGGAGUAGAUGAUAACUCGUCUAAAAAUGAUCAUGUUCAACUGUCUGAUGAGAGAGAAGAGAGUGAUCCUUCAGAUGAGGAGUUCCCUACAUUUCCAGGUGAAGAAAGGGCAGUAACUGUUGAUGAAGGAGACUCUGUUGCCCCAGAAGGAGAGAUGCUUUUUGAAGCUGGUUUUGAAUCUCCACCUACACUGUUACAAAAAUCUCUCACUGAAGAGAAUGUAGAUUUAUUGGGACUGAAUUCUGAUACUUCAGCAGAACUGAAACAACCUAUCUCAGAAAUAAACUCAUCAAGUAAUGCAGCCUUGUUGAACAAUCUUUUUGUGAGUAGUGCAUCACAAGUUUCAGAAGAGCCCACUGGAGAUCUCCUUGGGCAGGGAACAGAUUUCUUUUUCAGCGGUCAGUCUCAGCAUCCACCUGCUACUCAGAAGACAUCAGCAGCAGCUGUGUCUUCAGCCGAUCCUUUUGACCCAUUUACAAUGUCAUCUAGUUCUGAGAAUUCAGCGCUGUCUGGCCCAGACCUUUUCGGGGACUUCCUUAAUCCAAGCACAACAUCUACAGCUAAUACGUUUCCUUCUGGUUCACUUCCACCUUCUUCCAGUUCAGAUUUCCUAAAUUUAGGAAAUUUGGCACCAGAGCCACCUAAAAUAUCAUCUUCUACAAGCCAUCCAGAUCUCUUAGGUGGAUGGGAUUCUUGGGCAGAUUCUUCAGCAGCCAGCAAUGUAUCAGCACCACAGUUGAAGUCUCUUUUUGAAGGUCAAGUUUUUACCACAGGGAGCCAGUCCAGUGUGUCUUCAGGUUCAUCCUUCAGUCAGGCUAAAUCUCAGAACUUUGAUCCUUUUGCUGAUCUUGCCAAUCUUGGAUCUAGUCUUCCAGGUUCCUCCACAGGUGGAUUCUCCUCUAGUGGGUUCGCUCAGAAAACUGUUCCAUCUCAGAAGUCAGGAGGUCAGUGGCAGAAACCCACAAAACCACAAAAUACUUCUUGGCAGUCCCAAACUAAAUCUAGUGCACAAGCUAAACCUAACUACACAGUGAACUUCAGUGUUAUUGGAGGACGAGAAGAAAGGGGAGUCAGAACCCCAAGCUUUGGUCAAAAGCCAAAAGUUUCAGCCAAUGACUUUGAGGAUCUAUUAUCUAAUCAAGGCUUUUCAGCAAAAUCUGAUAAAAAGGGGCCAAAAACAAUUGCUGAGAUGAGGAAACAAGAAAUGUCUAAAGAUAUGGACCCCUUGAAACUGAAGAUUCUUGAAUGGAUUGAAGGAAAGGAGAGAAAUAUCAGAGCAUUAAUAUCUACUCUUCAUACAGUGCUUUGGGAAGGGGAAAAUAAAUGGAAGCCAGUUAGCAUGGCAGAUCUGGUAACGCCUGAACAAGUGAAGAAAUACUACAGGAAAGCGGUGCUUGUAGUUCAUCCAGAUAAGGCGACAGGACAACCUUACGAGCAGUAUGCCAAAAUGAUCUUCAUGGAAUUGAGCGAUGCGUGGUCGGAAUUUGAAAACCAGGGGUCCAAGUCCCUCUUCUAAAGUUCAUCUUUUUCAAACUACUUCCAAAAACUGGAGCUGAGCAUUGAUGUGACUUGCUUGCCUAUGGUUUAUGAAGUGCUUUUCCAUGAUUUCAGCACAGUUUGCAGUGCACACUUAAAUGUGAUGAUGUAUUUUGUAAGACAUAAGUACAAAGCAUUACGUAGAUGCAUUAAGAAAACAACUGCUUAGUACUUGAAGAAAUCAUGGCCUGGGGAUAAACAUUUUGUUUCAGAUUUUAUAUAUAGCAAAACGGAUUUUUUCCAUGGUCUCUGGUACACGCGGAUCAAUUCUAAAUCAUUCCAAUUCUAUUGAUCUUUGCUUUACCUUACUCUACCACACUUUCAUUUAUUUUUUCAGUAGUUUUGUGAUUCAGUUUUGUUGUUUUGUGCCUGUCGCCUUAUUUGAAGUGCUUUAGUUAUCAACAGUGAAUUUCUUUGGCUUGUUUCAAAUCUGAAGGUGUAUAUUUUCAUCUGUAUUGUAUGUAAUCAAUCUGAUAAUCAUUCUGUAAAUAUUUUCUGACAAUACCUUCUUCUUUACAAUAAAUUAAUAGGUUAGCCAAAAAGACCUCAAUUGUGAGGAAAGUCAACCAGGGUUGUUCUUGAUGUUUUUUUUUUUAUUAUUCUUAUUUUUUAAAUUAUUCUUUAUGAAUCUAGAAACAAAUCUUGGCUUUAAAGUCUGCAUGUUCUUGCUAUUUUGUUAUUUAUUAUGAACCUUUGGAAGGCAUUGCUCUUACCAGUGCUUAUUUUACUAGUUCUUUAAAUAUCGUUUUCUUCUGAUUUCAGUGGAGCAUGCCUUCCAUUGGACUUAAAAUGCUCUGAUAGUAAUGUUUUUUCAAGACUUGAUGUGGAAGCACAAAAUAUUUUGCUCUGCUUUGAUUUCUUAUGAGAAAGAUACAUUACUUGUUAUCACGUAGAGAGUAUUUCGAACUUUGCUGCAUGUCUGAAUUUCUGUGUUUCUGAGAUAUGCAUGACAUCAGUGUAUGUGCAAACAGGGAUAUAUUGGUGGUGUAUUUCUGCUCAUCCCCCUUCCAUGCACCAGCUAGUACAAGAUGAGCUAGUACAACUUGAGAACAGAACUUGCCAUGUUUUUUCAUCUGUAUUCAGAUAGCAGCUAUUCACUUGAUCUGGGGUAGAUGAAUACAAUUGACCAAUGACUGUUAUGCUCCAUAGCAUAACAAAAUGCAAUCCUCAAAUCAAGUUUGAAAAUGUCAAAAAUCAGUAUUGUUGUAUUAAAGCUUGGUAGCAGUCUCUUGAAACAGUGUAGUUUGGCAUUCAAAUGGUAAAAAAAAAAUUUUAAUCUUGACAUUUUGUCUGGUUUUCAUGCUUAACUGAGAGGGACGCUGUAACAACCAAAGGUAAAAUCAGCUGAGCAGCAUCUGAACAGGAAAAAAGAAUACACUAAUGCCACCUGGAGAGUGUCUUGGAUGCAGUUUUCCACUGCCAAGCCAGUGUACACAAUAUUUUUUUACGCAGUGCAGUGUACAAUUCAGUCUCUAAGCUCUGACACAUUUAACUACUUACCCAGCCUUUCAUCAACAGCGUAUGUGUAUUUGCGUAUCUAUUCAGCUGCUGUAAUUGUUUUUCAAGUUGGACACCUGCAAUGGAUCAGGAAGGUUAUAUGUUAUUCAGAGUAACAGUUGUAGUUCAGCUGCAGUUUUGAAGCAGCCAGAAAGCAAGAAAUCUGAUGAGAUUUAGGAUUUUUUUUUUUCCCCCUUGGGACACUUCAGCUUUCUACAAUAAUGAUCUGCAUCAUUAGAAAUCAAAGGCUUGUGGCAGGAUAAAUGUCAGAGGCCUGCAUGGUUCUUUACAGUUCUAAGAUAAACUAUCUGUAGUAAUAAGUUUAAAAACAGACAUGUAAUGACUGGAGUACUGUGGAGCUGAGAGAAAAUCUUUCUGAAGAGCUGCUUUCUCAUAAGAAAAAAAAAUGUGAAGUCUACUUUAAAUGUCCAUAUCACUUUCAACACAUACAAGAAACUAGACUGAGACAUUUUUGGGCUCUUCUUGAACUGUGUACAAUUAUUAAAAAACAAACAAAAAAACCUGAAGUUUUGGAGGAAAAUAUCUUCCUCUAUUUGCUUGGUAGUGUUUUUUGUAUGGUAGCCACAUUUCUCUGGUUUUCUUUGUCCACUCUUGUUUGGAAAAGCUUUCUUGAACAUCAGAGAAGAACCUUAGGAUUUCAAGUGAGCAGGGAAAAAUGUGUGAAUGUUUUAUAUGGAACUGAAGAUUUCUGCAAAUUGAUUUCCCCCUUUUAAAUAUCAUGGAAACUCAUGCAAUUUGGCUCUUGGAAUAAUCCACAGCCAUUUGUACAGGAACGCUUAAAUUACAGCUUACUCAUCUCUGGCCUUUGGUGAAGGAGCUGUCUGGUUUAUCUAUCCUGCUCCUUUCUGCUUCAUUUCUAGGGAGAGGAAUGUGGGAGAGGCUCAGAGUUCAGUAAACUUUUGAAGUUAAGAUUUUACUGAAAUGUGGCUCUUAUGCAUCCUUAUAUUCAACUCAGUUAAGUGACACAGUUAAAAAGUAAAUCAAAAUAUUUAAAUUGUCAAGACUUAAGUGAUGAAUGCAGUAAAAUGAAAUAGUGUUUUCAGUAUAAGAUAAAGGAGAAGGAAGACCAUAAAAGGAGCCUCGUAGUUGAAGCCUAAACUAAAUUUUCUGAAUUAUGUGAAUGUGGGAAGAAGGAACUUAAAUUGUAUGUAUGCUUACACUGGCUCCUGAUACUAGUCUUAAAUGAGAAGAUAAUUUGGAAGAAGGAUAUCUAGUUCUUUUUUUAAUUUGUCUUAAAGCAGUAAUAAAAAAUGGUUAGAUAAAAAAAAAAAAAAAAGCUCAGACUGGGAAUGAGGGUUUUUCCCUUCCUCAUGCUCCUUGUUUAUUGAGAGCUGUAUGGGGUGCAUCUUGAAAGCUAGGUUUUUUGUCUGCUGCUGCUGAUUACAAAGUUUGAGGUAAAUCCUGGUAUUGUGGGGUAUGCUGAAGUUAUAACCCUGUAUUGUGAAGCAUCUCCUGAAUUCUUCCAGCAGGUCCUGAUGCCUUCUGGCCCAUGUUUGUUGUUACUUCACGAUGACAGACUGUUGAUGCAGUUCAUUCUUUGCAGUCUUCAAUGCAGCAGAAAUUAAAGGAAGAAUAGAGAAGGAUGCCUGGGCUAUAACUAUACUGUAUCACAGAUGUUCUCUAAUUCUCUGACCUGUCCCUACUGAACGCUGGUAAGGACAGGUCUAGGACAGUAGGUCUGUUGCCUGCAGUUCCAAUCCUUUCAGAAGUGCUCCUGACUGGUUAUGGGCAGGUGGCAGUAACCAGGUGCUUGGGUUCUAUGAAGUAGGGUAGAUUUCCACUAGUUAUUUCCGAAUUAAGUUGCUUAUAUUACAUUGUUGUUAGGUCUGGAGAGUCUGAUAACUUCUCUUUUAGAACAGAAAUCUGCAAAGAAGAGAGUUGGCGUGAAGAGUGCAUGUGGUUAGGAUCUGCCAAAUGGAGAAGAGUAACAUUUUGUCCAUGUUGGUGUCUUUAACGUUGUGCAUGCCUGUCCUGUGCUUUCUAGUGCUGUCACAUUUCCUUGAACUUAACAGCAGGGAAGAGAAAUGAAAGCAAGCAGUUAAGCAUUUACAUUCCUAUUAAAAUCACAGAGUUGAGCUCAGCGUUGUGAGUGGAUAUGAAUUUCCAGGCAUCGAGUCUGGGAGGAGAAGUUCUGCUCGUUGUUAUCACUUCCUUCAGCACUGUUGUAGCCUCUCCAUUCUGUAUGUGUUGAUUAAGAACAUUUCCUUGAAACAGUGGCAAAGUCUUUGGCAUUGCGCCCAUGAAGGUAAUUAGUGUGCAUGGAAAAAUGCCUUGUUUUACCUCCGUUUUCAUGUUGAUUGUAGAAAGUCCUUCUAAAGCUGUUUGCCAAGCACAAAGGAACAGCUCCUUCCUGAAUGCGGGCCAUCUCAAAGCUGCAUGCAAGGGAUUAACAUUUUGCACGAACCAAAGCAGAGGUUGAGCGUAACUGCAAUCUCAGCUGCCCUUUGGGAUUGCUGGGCUGCACGGAGCACUCAGCUCCCACGGCCAGCCUGCAGUUUCUCAGCAGUGUCAAUACGCCUCAGUGGUUAUUGGCCAUCACUUCUCUUUGCUGCUCACAAGAAAUUUUCAGGGGAUACCUAACUGUGGAACUUUGUUGCUCCUUAGCUCUUUGUCUUAACAGUUGCAAUGAAUGCUUUGUAAAUAGAUUCAGAAUAGUUCUGUACAGUUGCCUGUGCUCUGAAUCUGGCAUUUUCUGUCAAGAACUUGCAGGUGGUUGACCUGCAGAAGCUGUUGAAGGAAUGUAUGAUUUCCCAUCACCUGAGUCUGUCUCUGGUGCAGAGCAGUUCCAGCUACCAGCAUGUGCUGACUGGGAGUAAGGACGGACUAAGCUGAGGUGUGGUUCUCAUCUUGGGGAAUCUCAGUGUUCGUUUGCUCUAUUCGGGUGAGCUCAUUAUUGGUAGCUGCAGCUUAGACUGCAUCAAACUUCAGACAUACACUCCAGAAAUUUUCAGUCAUUUUUAUGAAGGAUACAUUGUGACACAGAAGCUUUUAUUACCAAAAGAGGAUUGAGAGGCAUUGUGAGAACUCCUGAAACUCUUUAGUGGAAUGUACUGUAUUUUUGCAGUGUAGACUCCUAGAAGCAUUUGUCACCUCUCUGUGAGGACUUAGGUCCUUGCUGUAGUUACGUGUACUUGUGAUUGUACUUUCUAUACCUGUGAUUUUUCCGGCUUGGGUUGUGUGGAAGGACAGAACAGAUACUGAAGUCCUUUUUGUUUUGGCAUCUUUCAGGAAAUGCAAUGUACUUUUGCUACUAGUAAAAUGAAAAUCUAUAUACCUGUAUGUAUAUAAAGGCAAUAUAAUCAAAUUAAACAUUGUUGAAAAAUAGAUUUGAUGUUUGGCACAACGUUCUUGAACAGAAUAUUUUGCUUUGAAAUGUAUUAUGACUUAAUCAGUGAUCAAUUAAAACAAACAAAGUGA
Molecule: messenger RNA, 9065 nt
Organism: Lagopus leucura (white-tailed ptarmigan)
Lineage: Eukaryota; Metazoa; Chordata; Aves; Galliformes; Phasianidae
Gene: GAK
Product: cyclin G associated kinase
Exons: 28
Coding region: 151-4110 (1319 amino acids)
Biological process (GO): regulation of clathrin-dependent endocytosis; positive regulation of Notch signaling pathway; protein phosphorylation
Cellular component (GO): cytoplasm
Molecular function (GO): protein serine/threonine kinase activity; AP-2 adaptor complex binding; ATP binding
Source: RefSeq, a predicted model, not a curated record